GAUUAUUUAUUAAAAAUUCUACUUUUCUAAUGAAUUUCAGAUAGAAGUGAUGAGUAUGCAUGACAAGCUUGAAGCGUGUCUUAAGGAUUGGUCGGAUCUAUCUGACGACUAUCAUGAAUUGGAAAGGAAACAUAAAGAAUACAGAGAGGUAUUGGAAAAAUGUCAUUCCCUACAGAAGAAAUGUCAGAGUGGUGUCACCCAUCAAAAAUACAGAUUAAAUGUCAUCAAAAAAUUAAUGAAAGAGAUAGAUCCUAGUUGUAAUGAGGAGAAGGGAGAACUAGAUGAUCUGGAGAAGGAUAUAUUUCGUAGAGAGUGUCAACUAAGUCAGAUGAAUGAAAAUCUUCCAAGGAAGUCGGGAAGGUAUCUACAAGUUAUUAUGGGUAACGUGGACGUAUCAAUACUAGACAAGAAUGAAAAGUAUCAGUACAAGGAACAAUAUGAAUCAUUUAAACUCAUUGUUAAUUUGAUCGGUGGUAUUCUGGCGACAACCAACUUUUUCUUGAAUAUCCGGGCUCUUGAUAUUCUCUUCAUGUUCCUGAUUGUCUGGUACUACUGUACUCUAACUAUCAGGGAGUCAAUACUCAUCGUUAAUGGUUCAAGAAUAAAGGUUCGUUUUUUUACAGUUUCUCAGGCUAUACAUACUGUUUUUUUUUCUAGAGAGUUUCGAGAUCAACACAUGCUUUUCAAUGUAUAUGUUGCAUUCCUUCAGUACCUGCAGUACGUUUAUCAGAAAGGUUGUCUCUACAGGCUCAGAUCUUUAGGGGAGAGAAAGGAAAUGGAUAUUACUAUUGAUGGAUUCCAUUCAUGGAUGUGGAAAGGACUUGGAUUUCUGAUCCCGUUUCUUUAUAUUGGAUACAUGACCCAGCUGUACAACUCUUAUACACUAUAUCAGCUCUCUCAUCAUCAAGAGGCUUGUUGGCAGGUUCCCGUACUCUCUGCUCUAUUUUUUCUACUAGGAGCAGGGAAUAUCAUCACCACAUCAAUGACUCUGCCAGCCAAGUUCUCAGAUUCCAAGGAAAAGCUGAAGUACAAGUUUGUUCGGCUGGAUAAAUACUUUUGGAAUCAUAGGAAGCGUAGAGUAACUGUCUCACAGGCAAACCCUAAGUUUUCUCAAAGUGUGGAUAGGAUACUAAGAAGAGAUAAAUCAGAAUCAUUUCAUCUCAAUCCUAUCAAUGGUAUCCCAGAAUCACAGGAGGGAGAAGAGACUGCUUCCCAGACCUCUGACGAGCUAGACCUGGAGGUACAGGAGGUUAUGGACACCAUCAAGGACGGUAUCCUUGAGGAUGAAGAUGAUAACGAGGUUACUCCGGCUCAUCAGGAGCAACCAAUCAAUCAAUCAACUGAUAAACCUCAUCCUGACAAGAAAUAUGAUUAAGGAAAUUAAAGACAUAGUUUGAAUUUCCCAGGUCCAAUAAUGGCUGACAAUG
Messenger RNA from Eurytemora carolleeae, 1427 nucleotides. RefSeq names its product transmembrane protein 120 homolog. NCBI's taxonomy places the organism in Eukaryota, Metazoa, Arthropoda, Copepoda, Calanoida, Temoridae. Bases 50 to 1375 code for a protein of 441 amino acids. Gene Ontology annotation, cellular component: membrane. The record is from RefSeq and is a predicted model, not a curated record. The transcript has 15 exons.